AUGCCGCUUCCGACUCGUGAAUUAGGUAAAACUGGAAUCAAAAUUCCAACAAUUGGCUUUGGAUGUAUGGGAAUGAGUGAUUUUUAUGGACAAUCUGACGAGAAAGAAAACAUUAGCGUAUUGAACAAAUCGAUCGAAUUAGGAAGUUACUUUUGGGAUACUUCGGAUAUGUAUGGAAUUGGAGCUAAUGAGAUCCUUUUGUCAAAAGUUCUUAAAGAACGUCGUAAUGAAGUAUUUCUUUGUACAAAAUUCGGAGUCGUUCGAGGUCCAAAUGGAGAAUUUUUAGAUAUUAAAGGUGAUCGUGAUUAUGUUCGUCAAGCUUGUGAAAAAUCGUUGAAAAGGCUUGGGGUUGAUUAUGUUGACCUCUAUUAUCAACAUCGUGUGGAUCCAAAAACUCCUAUUGAGGAAACCGUUGCCGCUUUGGCGGAACUUGUGAAAGAAGGCAAAGUGAAACAUAUCGGACUCUCUGAAUGUUCCGAGAACACACUUCGACGCGCUUGUAAAGUUCAUCCAAUUGCAGCUUUACAGAACGAGUAUAGUGUUACCAUAGUCGCUUAUAGCCCACUUGGUCAAGGAUUCUUAACCGGAAAAUAUAAAUCAAUUGAUGAUUUUGAUCAAAAUGAUGUUAGAAGGAAGUGUCCACGUUUCAUGGGUGAUAAUUUUAACAAGAAUUUAAAAAUUGUUAAGAAAAUUCAAGAAUUCGCAAGCAAGAAGGGUGUUACUGCAAGCCAACUUUGUCUGGCUUGGGUCUUGGCUCAAGGAGAAAAUAUUGUUGUUAUUCCUGGUACACGGAAAAUCAAAUAUUUAAAAGAAAAUGUUGGCGCAGCUAAUGUUCAACUUUCGUCUGAGGAAUUAUCUGAAGUUCGUCAAAUUAUUGAUUCUAUUGAGAUCAUUGGGCACAGAUAUUAA
Molecule: messenger RNA, 909 nt
Organism: Funneliformis mosseae
Lineage: Eukaryota; Fungi; Glomeromycota; Glomeromycetes; Glomerales; Glomeraceae
Source: the annotation of a GenBank genome assembly